This is a messenger RNA of Heteronotia binoei (common prickly gecko), 1361 nucleotides long. RefSeq names its product cytochrome P450 2J2-like. The transcript has 8 exons. Gene Ontology annotation, biological process: arachidonate metabolic process; xenobiotic metabolic process. Gene Ontology annotation, cellular component: intracellular membrane-bounded organelle; cytoplasm. The coding region runs from base 46 to 1314 and encodes 422 amino acids. The record is from RefSeq and is a predicted model, not a curated record. Gene Ontology annotation, molecular function: oxidoreductase activity, acting on paired donors, with incorporation or reduction of molecular oxygen, reduced flavin or flavoprotein as one donor, and incorporation of one atom of oxygen; iron ion binding; heme binding. Lineage: Eukaryota; Metazoa; Chordata; Lepidosauria; Squamata; Gekkonidae.
AUAGCAAAGGAAUAUGGAAACAUUUUUACUAUAUGGGGAGGAUUUAUGCCUCUGGUAAUACUGUCUGGAUUUCAAGCCGUGAAAGAAGGGCUAAUUGAGAAUUCAGAAAUAUUCUCUGGGAGACCGGUCACUCCGUUCUAUCAAGCUGUAGCACAAGAAAAGGGUAUCGUAUUCUCUAAUGGUCACACCUGGAAGCAGCAGAGGAAGUUCGGGAUAGUUACCAUGCGGAAGCUGGGAAUGGGGAAGAAGGGUGUGCAGAGCCAAAUAGAAGAAGAGGCUUGUCAACUUGUGGAGACUUAUGCACAUGCAAAGGGGCAGCCACUUGACCCUUCAUUACCCAUCCUAAAUUCAGUCUGCAAUGUGAUCUGUGCUCUGGUUUUUGGACAUCGGUAUUCUGUUGAUGAUGAACAGUUCCUCAAGCUGAUGAGUUCCAUUGAGUGUAGUGUAACAUUUGGAGGUACCUUCUUUCAUCUUCUCUAUGAAGCGGUCCCAUGGCUCAUGAAACACAUCAAAUGGCCAUACAAAAAGGCAUUUGCAGCCGUAGAUGUUGUGCUUUCACAUGCAAGGAAAGAGACAGAAGCGCAUAGGAUGCAACUGGCAGAGCAUGAUCCGCGGGAUUUCAUCGAUUACUAUCUACUUCAGAUGGAGAAAAGCAAGAAUGACCCCACCUCAACAUACGAUGAACCCAACUUGUUUCAAUGUAUUUCUGACUUAUUUGUUGCUGGGACAGACACAACCAGCGCCACUCUGCAAUGGGGACUGCUUCUCAUGGUGACUCAUCCAGAUAUCCAAGAGAAAGUUCAGAAGGAGAUAGAAGAUGCUUUUGGUUCCUCCCAGUCAAUCGGCUAUCAAGAUCGGAAGAAAGUGCCAUUUACCUUUGCUGUGAUUCAUGAGAUCCAGCGUUUCAAAUGUAUCUUAUUAGCUGGGAAUCCGAGAGAAACUGUGCAGGAUGUGACCGUUCUUGGUUCUUUCAUUCCUAAGGGUACCGUCAUUGUUCCAGACGUACACUCAGUUGUUUAUGAUCCCAAGAUAUGGGAGACCCCUCGAAAGUUCAACCCAAAUCAUUUUUUGGACAAAGAUGGGAAAUUUGUGGAUAGAGAAGAACUUUUGCUCUUUGGUGCAGGAGCUCGGGAGUGUCCAGGGAAAGAGAUGGCAAAGAUGGAGCUCUUCACCUUCUUCACCAGCCUGCUGAGAGCCUUCACCUUCAAGCUGCCAGAAGGAGUGACAGAAGUAAACUCAGAGCCUGCAAAAGGCCUGACAAUGACUCCACAACAUUAUAAGCUCUGUGCUAUUCCUCGGCUCAGUGAAUCAUGACCCAUAACGAUCAUUAGAGCAGUUUACUUCUUCAUAUCCAUUUCUCC